UUUUCAGAUCUUCUUCAGAGAGGUGUGUGUAGUUCACAAGACACACACACAGAGGAGGGCUGGCUGCUCUUUUCUUUUGUCUGACCUCCUCUGCAAAAAUGCACGCCUCACUUCUAUUUCCUCAAGUUUCCUCACAACCCAUAACACCUUUCGAGCCGUAAAUCUGACAACCCCUUCCAUGUUUGAGGGGAAUUAACGGAUGAUUAUCAUUAGCUCUUCAAAACAUCUCGGAAUGUUCUCUAAAAAACCUCAUGGAGAUGUCAGGAAAUCGACACAGAAAGUGCUGGACCCCAAGAAGGACGUGCUGACAAGAUUGAAACAUCUGAGAAUCGUUAUUGAAAAUGCGGAGCCUGCUGAACUCAAACACCUCUUCGAGCUGAAUUACUCCCACAUCUACUAUGUGUUCUUUGAAAACUUCGUCACCAUCGAGGUUAACCUGAAACAGAAAGGUCACAAAUCGCAAAGAGAAGAGCUUGAUUCUAUCCUUUUUAUUUUUGAGAAAAUCCUACAGCUGUUACCAGAACGAAUACAAGGAAGAUGGCAGUUCCACAGCAUAGGUCUCAUUCUGAAGAAACUGCUACACACUGGAAACUCCCUAAAGAUCCGGAGGGAAGGGGUGCGUCUCUUCCUUCUGUGGAUGCAGGCUCUGCAGCACAACGCUCUGAGAGAGCAGCUCUGGAUCUUCGCCUGUCUAAUCCCAGGAUUCCCUGCACCACAGUCUGAGCUAGGCCCUCGAACACUGGAUAAUCUGAUCAGCCCUCCUCUUAACCUUCAGGAGCGUGAAGCUCAAGUGACCCCGGAGGAGAUCAGUCCCCUGGUGCCGCCCCAAUCAGGAGACAAAUCCCAGGAAGAUCUAACUGGCUACUUCCUGGAGGCUCUACUAAAAUACAUGGUAAACCAGGCCAAAAGCCUAGAAUGGAAGUGCAAGGAGAACCACGAGAAGGGGUUUGCCUUCUUGUUCGCCAAUUUCAAAAAGUAUUACCUGCCCCAUAUCUUCCCCAACUUCUCCAAGGAGACCAGUUUGUACAGUCCAAUUCUGGAGGUUCCACCCAUGAGACCAAAGCCUUACUACACAGUUGUAAAAAGAGACCCAGAGACCAAUGAAGCCCUGUACUGCACUAAAGAGAACUUCCUCAAUGCCAGAGUCAUAUUUAUCCGCUGGCUGGUCUCCUUCUGGCUUGAGCCGCGGUCAAACACAGGAACACACAUCCCUGGCAUGGAAGGAGAAAACGUGCCAAAGAACAUCCAGAGAGCGGCGGCAGGCAUGGCUGCCCGUGGGGAGGAUGGUGGCCCCAGACAAGAUGGUCUGGAUGGGGGUGGAACUGGCGAUCCGGAGCAGUCUCACUCCAACACCAGCACCCUGACAGAAAGAGAGCCCAGCUCCUCCAGCCUCUGCAGCAUGGACGAAGAACACCUCACUGACAUUGAGGUGGUGCGCCGGGUCCUGUGCUCCUCUAGAACCAAUGUCAACUUUAUCACUGAAAUCUUUCGACAGGCGUUUCUGCUGCCCAUGUGUGAGGCCGCAGCCAUGCGUAAGGUGGUGCGAGUGUAUCAAGAGUGGAUCUCUCUGCAGGAUAAGCCUGUGUUUAUGAGAGAGCCAGAGGAAGACCGAUUCACAGGCCAGCUGGACUCCACCCACGAGCAGAGAACUGAUAAAGAGGAGGAGGAUAUUGGGCUCACGGUGUCCGUUCACAAUCGAAACCCUAAUUGGUGUAGUAGGAAUUCUGGGAGUAAAUCCUCUGAUUCUGAGGAAUUGGAGUAUAAUGUCCAUGCUGGUGUCCAGGCCACACUACAGGUUUUCAUCACCAACUCCUCCAACGUCUUCCUUCUGGAGGCAGCCAAUGAGCUGAAGUCACUUCUGGAAGAGCAGGUCGACAUGUGCAAGCGUGUGCUCAAUAUAUACCGCAGUCUGGUCAUGCAUGAAACCAUGAACCAGAAGACCUGGGAGCAGAUCUUGCUGGUGUUGCUGAGGGUAACUGAGUGUGUGAUGAAGAGGCCUCCAUCUAUUAUGCCUCAUGGGAAGAAGAGUAACACUUUAUCGGGCCGUUUGGCUGGGGCCGUUUUUCAGACUCUGAUCGUGGCCUGGAUCAAAGGGAAUCUGAAUGUGUACAUCUCUCGGGAGCUGUGGGACGACCUGCUGUCUGUACUCUCAUCUCUCACCUGCUGGGAGGAGCUGGUCACUGAGUGGUCCCUCACCAUGGAGACACUUACCAAGGUACUAGCACGCAACCUUUACAGCCUGGACCUGAACGAGCUGCCCCUGGACAAGCUCAGUGAGCAGAAACAGAAAAAACACAAAGGCAAAGGAGGUGCCCAUGAGUGCCAGAAAAUCACUGUGGAUAGGUCGUUCUCCAAAGGCUGGAGUAGAGACCCACCAGGCCAAGUUGCUGUUAUGAGACAGCGCAGCGCUACUACUGCGGGCUCACCAGGCAUCGAGAAGGCCAGAAGCAUCGUCAGACAGAAGACAGUGGACCUGGAGGAACCUCCCAUUGUCCAGCGCGGGUCACGGAUCCGCCACUGCUCUCAAAGUGAGGAGACCCCAUCAUCCGAGGUGUUUCCCGCUUCCGGUGAGCUGGAGCAGCCUCCGCUCCCCCGCAGCAGCAGCGCCUCUGACAUCAUGGAGCCCUUCAUCGCAGAACGGGUCAAAGGUGCACUUCCUGUCUCUGACAGUCCCUCUCUCUCCUCUCCCUUUACCACCAUCACCACUGAGUCCCCCCACAGUUCCCCCGUCCCACACCAGCUUACUGACCCACACCAACCCCCCGACAGCCAGGCAUCCCUGGAGGUGGGCGAAAGCAUCUAUGACCAUCUCUGCCAGAUGCCAGGGCAGCAACCCCCCUUUAUCCCUGAUUGGUCCUGUCCAGCAGCGACCUCGACCAAUCAGAUCGAGGGAGAAGGGGAGGAGGACGUCUUCAGCGCUUUUGGAGAGAUUUGUAGCAAAGAGGACAAAGUGGAAGCAGGUGUAGAUAACAGGCAGAUGCAGUUUUGGGGCAGUGGAGAUUGGGCGCUAGAAUGGGAUAAAGAGAUGGAGCAGAGUGAGAAAAGUUUUUACGAGUGUUUAGAAGAAUGUGAUUGGGAUUUAAGUGUUAGUACGCAGCCAACAGAGGGCAGCAAAGUCACACAGUUACACCGGCAGAAUGCCACUGACAGGGCUAGCGAGAGUGAGCUUAGUCCGCAGGCUUCCCAGGUUGUACCGAGGCCCAAGCUAUCCCAUCCUGACCCCAAAAAACACCACAGCGGUGGUGUCCACGUCAGCUUCCGCCCAUCCACAGAGUCUGUGCAGUUCCACAACCCUCUGGACCCCAAAGAGGCACCUUGGAAGACCCGUCUCCGCCGUCUCGGCCACUUCAGCAGCCACUCUGUUGGGGCAAGCGGGGCAGCGGCGAAGGGUGUGGGGGAGGGGGUCACCUGUUGCGAGGCGGUCGAGCGGGAUAGAGGCUCAAUCAGCGGGGCUAGACGCGGCCGACUCGGCCGCCCGACUCUCCGCCCACGGGGGUCCCGUUCUAGGUCUCAGGAGUCAGGGUGCAGCCCAUCACGGCAGCAGCAGGCGGCGCUGUUGGGCGGGGUGUAUAAGUCUAUGGUCCACGCUCUCUCCAAACCCAAGGCCCAGGCGGCGUCGCCCCAGCGCCACAGCAAAGCGCCUCCCUCUGAGGCCCACCUGAAGGACCUGUACACUCACGUUAUGGGCUAUUUUGGAAGAAAAACAUCAGCCAAUAAAGAUGAGCUGACACCGAAGAUGAGGCCCAUGUCCAACGAUGCUGGCAGCAGCAACCCUAAUGUCAGUGACCUCAUGGACGAGUUCAUCCAGGAGAGACUGAGGGCCAGAAGCACUUCUGGUAUGACAAGGCGUGGAAGUAGCCCAGGAAGUCUGGAGAUCCCCAAAGAUCUACCAGAGCUCCUGAACCGUCAGAACGCCACGCGUCCUGCAGACGACCCCGGUGUGCCCUCUGAGUGGACCUCCCCAGCCAGUGCCAGUGGAAGUGACCUCAUAAGCUCCGACAGCCAAUCAGAUUCCUUCAAUGCUUUUCAGUAUGACAGCAAAUUUUGAAAUAUUGGCUUCCCCCCUGAAACGUCUGCUAUGGCUUAUGUGGAUCAGGAUGGUUUGGGAGGAGCAGGUCAGACCGCAGAGGAACAGGAGCUUUCCAGUCUCACAACACUCCACAUAGACUCAGAGACCAGCAGCCUCAGUCAGCACGGCCUGUCAGCUGACACUGUCACCAUUACUGGUUCUGAGAGUGCGUCUCCAAUGCACUCUCUGGGAGGCUCACGAUCACAGACGCCAUCCCCCGCCACGCUGACUGCUGAACACGUCCAGCAUAAAGAUCUACAGCUGGAUGAGAAAAUGCACCACUCUGUGCUGCAGACCCCUGAUGACCUUGAAACCAGUGAGUUUCCGACAGAGGACUGUAGUGUGAUGGCUGGCGGCACUCUGUCCGGCUGGCAUGCAGAUGUCGCCACAGUGAUGUGGAGGAGAAUGCUAGGAAUUCUGGGAGAUGUCAACUCCAUCAAGGACCCUGAGAUCCACGCACAGGUCUUUGACUACCUCUGUGAACUCUGGCAGAACCUGGCCAAGAUCCGAGACAAUCUCGGGAUCUCUCUUGACAACCAGUCGUCUCCACCUCCGCCAGAUCUGAUUCCACCUCUGCGGAUUCUGACUCCCUGGCUUUUCAAAGCCACUAUGUUGGGCGAACGCUAUAAGCAGGGGAAACUCCAUGCCUAUAAGCUCAUCUGUAAGAUAAUGAAGAGAAGACAGGAUGUUUCACCUAACUCUGACUUCCUUACGCACUUCUACAACAUCAUGCACUGCGGCUUGCUUCACCAAGACCAGGACAUUGUGAACACCAUCAUUAAGCACUGCUCUCCACGUUUCUUCUCUAUUGGACUUCCCGGUGCCACUAUGCUCAUUCUGGACUUCAUCGUGGCAGCGAGUCGUGUAACUGCCUGCUCGUCCCUCAAUGCUCCACGGGUGGAGGCUCAGAUCUUGUUGGGUUCCCUGGUGUGCCUCCCAAACUUGUACAAUGAACUUCCUGCCCUGCACCCCACAACUGCUGAAAUCCUCAUGACGAAAUUCACAGAUGUCAAGGAGCAUAUAAUCAAGCACAUCCUGACCUCUGCCAGAGAUGAGCCUUCUGCACCAGCAAGGUGUGUGGCUCUCUGUAGUCUGGGUAUUUGGCUCUGUGAAGAACUGGUUCAUGGCACUCAGCAUCCGCAGAUCAAAGAAGCUCUUAAUGUCAUCUGUGUCACUCUCAAGUUCUCAAAUAAAACCGUUGCUCUGGUGGCCUCAGACAUUUUGCACCUGCUAAUCAAUUAUGUGGACGAACUCCAGAAAUUCCCGCCUGACACUCCAAAGAAAAUAGUGGAGGUCCUUAUUGCAACCAUCACUUACCUUCUUCCAGCCACAGAGUCCUCCCCUCAUGAGCUGGACAAGAGGCUGGUCGUGUCUCUGCUGCUAUGCUUGCUGGACUGGGUGAUGGCUCUACCUCCAACAACUCUCCUGCAGCCGGUCCAAGGAUCCUCAGACAAGGAAAAAACUGACAAGUCCAUCCUCAGCUGCAUCUAUAAAGUCCUCCAUGGCUGUGUAUAUGGGGCUCAGAGCUUCAGUAACCCCAGUUACUUCCCCAUUCCCCUGUCAGACUUGAGCAGCCCAGACUACGACCCCUUCCUGCUACUGGAGAACCUGAAGGAGCCAGAGCCACUUCAUUCACCCGACUCUGAACGCUCCUCUAAACUGCAGCCCAUCACUGAAGUGAGGAGUCGUAUUCAGCAAGGCCUGAUUUCAAUUGCGGCACGCACCGUCAUAUCCCACCUGGUCAACCACCUGGGUCACUAUCCGAUGAGUGGUGGUCCAGCCACUCUGACCAGCCAGGUAUGCGAGAACCAGGAUAACCCGUACAGCGAGAGCACAGACCUGACCCCUGAACUCUUCGACGCACCCAACUUGCAGUUCUUUGUGCUCAAUGGCACCACCCUGCUGUCCUAUCUACAGAUCCGGGCAGAGGACGGCCUGCCCGGUGGCGGGAUGUCAGCUGGCCUCACCACCACCAGUGCCUGUGUUCGAGUGAUCGUGAGGGACAUUUCCGGAAAACACUCCUGGGACUCUGCUGUACUGUAUGGCCCACCUCAUUGCAUCACUCCUAGUCAAACUUUGCACCUCUACUCGUCAUCCAAUCAAGCAGGGGGCGAUAGAGAACGUGGCCAAGAUGAGGACAGUCUAGAAAGAAGCAAUCAAGAAGAACCAGAUGAUGGUACUUUUCAGGAGAACGAGGAGGACCUGGAUGAGCACGUGGAGGAUGUGAAAGAAGAUCGGGAGGAGGAAGAACUUGAGGAAGAGGAUGAGGAGGAAGAGGCAGGACUGGAACUGAUGGCCCCACAGGCCAAACGGCAGUGCAGAGAGGUGAUCCCAAGCUGGGACUCCCUGCAGGAUGGAGAGGACUCCCUGGAUGAAAUGUUGCAGUACCUGGGAUACUCCAGCCCAGAGUGCCUGCAACGUACUGGCGCACUGCUCAACAUUCCAGCUCCGCCGCCCACCUGCGUGUCCGAGAAGCAGGAGAAUGAAGUCAUUAAUGCCAUCCUGAAGCAGUGUGCCGAAGAGCGGGACUUUACGCUGCAUCGUGGGAAUGACCUGAACAUGAGGGCCGUAGUACAGCAAGAGCCAAGCCCACAGAGACCACAGUCAGCCUUUUACUACUGCAAACUGCUCCUCAACAUACUAGGCAUGAACUCCUGGGAGAAGAGGAACAGUUUCCACCUGCUGAAGAAGAACGAAAAACUACUGAGAGAGCUGAAGAAUCUGGAUUCAAGGCAGUGUCGUGAAACACACAAGAUUGCUGUGUUUUACGUGGCAGAGGGGCAGGAAGACAAGCACUCAAUUCUGUCCAACACUGCCGGGAGUCAGGCCUAUGAGGACUUUGUGUCAGGCCUGGGCUGGGAGGUGAACUUAACGAGUCAUUGUGGUUUCAUGGGCGGCCUGCAGAGGAACAAGAGCACGGGUUUGACCAUGCCUUACUUUGCCACCUCUACAGUCGAAGUGAUGUUUCACGUUUCCACACGCAUGCCUCCGGACUCAGACGACUCGCUCACUAAAAAGCUGAGACACUUGGGUAACGAUGAAGUGCACAUCGUUUGGUCCGAGCACUCGCGGGACUACCGGAGAGGCAUCAUUCCUACUGAGUUUGGAGACGUGCUCAUCAUCAUCUACCCCAUGAAGAACCACAUGUACAGCAUCCAGAUCAUCAAAAAACCAGAGGUGCCGUUCUUUGGUCCCUUAUUUGAUGGAGCAAUAGUGGAUGGAAAUAUCUUACCCACAGUGGUGCGAGCCACAGCCAUCAACGCCAGCAGAGCUCUGAAAUCCCUCAUCCCUCUUUACCAAAAUUUCUAUGAAGAGAGAGCGAGAUAUCUGGAGACGAUAGUCCAGCACCACUUGGAACCGACAACGUUUGAGGACUACGCGGCUCGAGUUUUCUGCCCUGCACCUUUCCACCAUCUUCCCUCUGAAGCAGGCUCAUGCAUCGAGAGUCAGCUGGCCGAAAGUCCAGCAAUACAGGUAGACGGGAGCGACUUAGCCUCGCCAAUGUCACCUCGUGCUAGCAAGAGCCGGAUGUCGAUGAAGCUUCGCCGUUCCUCGGGCUCCGCCAACAAGACUUGACCUGAGUGAGCAAACACGCACACUUCACUCCGGAACUCCGCCCACUGCACUGUUAGAGACAAACCAUGCCCUCUUGUCUGCAGUAACUACGCCCCCGAUGCUGUCUGACUCCUCCCAUUCAGAGCCAGAGUGAUCAAAGAUGACUGAAAUGUUUAUUUUUGUCAAUCGCUGAUGGGUAUUGCGUUGCGUUUUACUUCAAUAACUUCCACUGCUGUUGUCCUGGCCGGUGCCACUGAAGCUGCCCACUACUCAGAGUGCCAGUGGUCAUAAAAAAAAAAAAUCAUAUUAAAAAGUUUUUUUUUUUGAUUGCCAUUGUAUCAACCACAACUUUUUAUAUAUGUACAGAAGACGCGACAAAUUGAUGGCGAGAAAAGUGUUCGAAAACAUGUUUGUUGAGCAGAUUUGCGUUUAAACUGAAGCACUUUUUGCUGUUACGCAUUUCAGUUUGUUUUCACUCCUAGUGUGGAACAUGUUUUUAUAUAACAUUGGCACUCACAUUUGUUUAUUUGCUAGUUUUCUUUAUGGAUCAAGGUUUAUUGCAAUUUGUAUAUUCCGUUUUCUCUUCAUUAGAAUGAUACUGAUUUUUUCUUUCAUGAUAAUGUUAUACUGCCCCUUUGUCAUUUGUAACGGUUAUUUGUGCGUGUAUAUAUCUAUAAAUAUAAAAUAUAUACAUAUUUAAUGUAUGUGUAUAGUGUAUGAACAGUAUCUGAUCUGUGUACAUAUUUAACAGUAUUUAAAUCAACCAAAAAAAAAAAAAAGUCAAAAGGCCACAUAGAACAAGUCAAAAAACAAGUCUUCAGCUUGAUUUUCUGUCUGUAUGGCUAGAUUUUUCAUCGUUUUGUUUUGUUGCACAGCAGCCUUAGAGACGAGCCCAUGCAGGUUUAUCAGCAUUAAUCAUUUGACUGCAACACUUUUUUUGAUUCAUCUUAUCUUAGAUGGGAUUUUUAAGGAAAGUGUGAAUGAGUUGCCACAUUAACAGGUCUAGGAGGGGACAUCGAAGUUGCCAAAUUGAACCGAAUUACCCGCUUCAGGACUAGUUCAGCUGUGGAUGGCAUGUUUUGAAAAAAGUUCUUUGGUCUCCCCUUUUCUGGUUAAUUUUGAACGUUUAAGGGAUAUAAGGGUAUGUGGCCCUGUAGAUGACGGAUGCAAGCUAUAACCAUUACCAUGUUUAAGAUAAAAUCCAGUUUGUAUAUUUUCUUGAAAGCUAUGCGAGACUUCAUGAGGGUCAGAUUUUAUUAUUUUAAUUUUUAAAUCAUUUAGAAAUUUAUCAGAAAAAAAUAUAUAUGUGGAGUUGAAAUCAUGCAGCACCCUUCUGGAUGUGUAUUAAAGGCCUGCACACAAGCAACUGAGAACUGUGCGUGAUUUAAAGAGGGGAAAAAAACAUCCUCAUGGAUAGAUUUUGUGUAUGUUACUACUGACCAAAUGCUGCAUGAUUCCAGUACUAACUGCAUGUGUUGAGAUAACAGCUGCACAACACACAAGCACAUGCACAGACCCACAAUACUGUCAUAUGCUAGUAUCUCUAUCUAUACAUAUGUAUCGGAUGUCGAAGGAGAGUGGAUGGUCAACUACACUUAAGAAUAAAAGUAUUCUUACAACAUA
This is a messenger RNA of Carassius auratus (goldfish), 9247 nucleotides long. Its product is annotated as ral GTPase-activating protein subunit alpha-1-like. The record is from RefSeq and is a predicted model, not a curated record. Gene Ontology annotation, molecular function: GTPase activator activity. The transcript is spliced from 41 exons. Gene Ontology annotation, cellular component: nucleus; cytoplasm. Gene Ontology annotation, biological process: positive regulation of GTPase activity; regulation of small GTPase mediated signal transduction. Lineage: Eukaryota; Metazoa; Chordata; Actinopteri; Cypriniformes; Cyprinidae.